Musca vetustissima is the source of this 1488-nucleotide messenger RNA. RefSeq names its product probable cytochrome P450 6a21. The record is from RefSeq and is a predicted model, not a curated record. Gene Ontology annotation, molecular function: iron ion binding; heme binding; oxidoreductase activity, acting on paired donors, with incorporation or reduction of molecular oxygen. The transcript has 2 exons. Lineage: Eukaryota; Metazoa; Arthropoda; Insecta; Diptera; Muscidae. The coding region runs from base 1 to 1488 and encodes 495 amino acids.
AUGACUUGGAUACUACUAACAAUUCUCAUCUUGCUGCUGGCCUUCCAUUACCUUCGAAGACAUUUCCAGUAUUGGCAAAGUUGUGCCAUCCCAUCCGAUGUACCCAAUUGGAUAUUCGGCAACUUCGGCAGUGCAUUAACCACAAAAUCUCUUUGUCAAUUAUUUGCGGAUUAUUAUGAAAAAUAUAAGCUGCAAGGACCCUUUGUGGGUUUCUAUUGUUUCAGUCAACCCACGGUGUUUGUGAUGGAUCCGGAAUUAAUACGACGACUAUUGAUUACCGAUUUUUCGAAAUUCAACAACCACAUGAUGUAUUGCAAUGAAAAAGAUGAUGCUCUAACUGGACAGCUAUUUAAUCUAACUGGCGAUAGAUGGCGCACCAUGCGCCAAAAACUGACACCAAAUUUCACCUCUGGAAAAAUUAAGGCCAUGGUUCCAAUGAUUACAAAAAUUGCUAUGGAAUUUGUUCAAGUCUUAGAGGAGGAAAUACUGAAGACUAACGGAAUUUUGAAUAUUCCCGAUUUUAUGAAUCGUUUUACCAGUGACAUUACCGGCAGUUGUUCCUUUGGCCUGGAAAUAAAUAGUUUGAGACAGUCGGAAUGUGAAUUCCGUACCAUGUGCCACAAGGCCUUGGGUCAACAUCGUUAUGGUUUGCUGGGUUAUUUUGUGCGUCUGUGUUUUCCGAAAUUGUCGCACAGGCUGCACAUAAAAGAAACCCUACCAGAGGUGGAAAGAUUUUUCAUGAAUUUGGUUAAGGAUACUGUCGCAUAUAGGGAGAGCAAUUCUGUGAGGCGUAAUGAUUUUAUGGAUAUGCUAAUCGAACUGAAAAAGGGUGCAGAUGGACUCAGUAUAAAGGAGGUGGCUGCCCAGGCAUUUUUGUUUAUGCUUGCCGGUUAUGAAUCCACAUCGAGUACCCUGACCUAUGCUCUCUAUGAAUUGGCCCAGAAUCAGAAGGUCCAGGAAAAAGCUAGACAUGAAAUCAUGGAGGUCCUGAGAAGGCAUAACGGAUGUCUGGGAUAUGAGUGCUUGAGGGAAUUGGUGUAUUUGGAGCAAAUUAUGCAAGAAACCCUUCGCUUAUAUCCCAUUGGUUAUGUUUUGACCCGCCAAGCACUGGAAGAUUACCGCAUACCCGAUUAUCCACAACAUUUCAUCAAGAAAGGCAUGCCAAUUUUUAUACCCGCCGGAGCCAUACAUCGUGAUGAGCGUUACUUCCCUCAGCCGAAUAUUUUUAAUCCAGACAAUUUCAAUAUGGAAAAUUUAAAAUCCCGAAAUUCAAUUCUGAAUUUAUCCUUUGGUCAGGGACCACGUAAUUGUAUCGGCCUACGUUUUGCCAAAAUGCAAACGCUUAUCGGGUUAUCAUUGCUGUUGAGGAAUUUUAAAUUUUCCAUUUGUAAUUUGACACCAAUACCAUUGGUAUAUAAGAAGCGGAACUUUAUGAAUUAUCCUGAAAAAUCGAUUUAUUUGAAAGUGGAGAAAAUUGAAGAAAAAUAA